Molecule: messenger RNA, 1651 nt
Organism: Ricinus communis (castor bean)
Lineage: Eukaryota; Viridiplantae; Streptophyta; Magnoliopsida; Malpighiales; Euphorbiaceae
Product: dual specificity protein phosphatase 12
Exons: 7
Coding region: 191-1285 (364 amino acids)
Biological process (GO): protein dephosphorylation
Molecular function (GO): protein tyrosine/serine/threonine phosphatase activity
Source: RefSeq, a predicted model, not a curated record
UAUCGAAUCAGUUAGUCGCACGUGCAAUGCCACCUUAUAUAAAUUGCGGAUUGAACCUAGUAACAAAGAGAUGACACAAGACUAGCAGAGACAGCGUCUGAGAGAGAGAGAGAGAGAGAGAGAUUCCGUCGCCGGAAUAUUCCAUUUAGCUUUCUGAUUGUUAAGCAAAGUGUUUUCAUUGGGAGUUCUGAUGCCGUACCUUGUCCGGAAAAACCUGUUUAUUGGCAACAUAGGUGACGCAGCAGAGGUUCUUCAAAAGGAUAGCACUGAGAUUACACAUAUUUUAUCAGUUUUGAACUCCCCAUCAAUAUCCUUUUUUGCCGAAUGGCGUACUGGCCUUAACAUUCCUGCCAAGGAGAUUAAGAAGGUAUAUGUUGGUGGAUUUGAUGAGUCAGCCUCUAAGGAAGAUUUAGGUACUGGGUCAAAGAGUUCUUUGUCUCCCAAUAAGCUUUUAUACUCAUUGGAAUAUGCGGGCAAGGAUUUGAAGCUGGUGAGGAUGGCAGUGCCUAUUAGGGAUAUGGAAAGUGAGGAUUUGUUGGAUUAUUUGGAUGUGUGUUUGGAUUUCAUUGAUCAGAGUAGAAAGGAGGGUUCUGUUUUGGUACAUUGCUUUGCCGGUGUGUCAAGAAGUGCAGCUAUUAUUACAGCGUAUUUGAUGAGAACUGAACAACUAUCUCAAGAAGAUGCUCUUGAAUCCCUAAGGGAAAGCUGCGAGUUUGUUUGCCCCAAUGAUGGCUUUCUUGAUCAGCUGAAAAUGUUUGAGGACAUGGGUUUCAAGGUUGAUCGUGCGAGUUCCAUAUACAAGCGCUUUCGCCUGAAAGUAUUGGGUGAUUCUUAUAACCGGGGAGAGAAGAUAGACAGUUCUAAAUUUGGGGCGGAUCCUGGCAUGUCUACUGGUGUUUCCUCUGAGGUAGAAGCAUCUCCAAAUGGUGAAAACAAGCGUACACCUGCAUACCGCUGUAAGAAAUGCCGAAGAGUUGUUGCAUUGCAGGAGAAUGUGGUGGAUCACAUUCCAGGAGAGGGUGAGACAUCCUUUGCAUGGAACAAGCGAAAAAGUGGCAAUCCCUUUGACAAGUCUGAUGAGCCAGAAUGUUCAUCUAUUUUUGUUGAGCCUCUCAAGUGGAUGGUGUCAGCUGAGGAAGGCGCAUUAGAAGGAAAGCUGUCAUGUGCUCAUUGUGAAGCUCGCUUAGGUUACUUCAAUUGGUCCGGCAUCCAAUGCAGUUGUGGGAGUUGGAUUACCCCAGCCUUUCAACUCCAUAAGAGUCGAGUGGACAUCAGCAUUAUCUAAUAUAUGUUCAGGCAAAAGAUGUUGUCAACUUAUCUCCAGGUAAAAGGAUACCCAACAAUCUCAACAGAAAUUAAAGUGGGCAAAGAAUAUUAUAUCAAUCUGUGGUAAUGCCGUGAAGAAACUUAAAGCAUUGAGGGUCUGGAGCUGGAGGUUUGUAACUUGAGGUAAUUAUCGCCUUGUACUUAUAGAAUAUAAUAUGAUCAGUCGGUUAAGAAAUUUGCUUGAACAGCUCAGUUGUAUGAUGUCUUUAAAGGCCCUGCAAUUUCUUUUCCUGCAAUGCGUUUAAGAUAAAUUACAAACUAGAAUGGAUUGGAGAAGAGGGGUGGCUUUGCCUCAAAUUAUAAUGAUCUUUUAGUCGUUUGAAGA